Molecule: messenger RNA, 909 nt
Organism: Penicillium angulare
Lineage: Eukaryota; Fungi; Ascomycota; Eurotiomycetes; Eurotiales; Aspergillaceae
Exons: 3
Coding region: 1-909 (302 amino acids)
Biological process (GO): secondary metabolite biosynthetic process
Source: RefSeq, a predicted model, not a curated record
AUGGCGCAACUCGUCACCCUCCCCGAAGUCGAGCGCCUCAGCGCCUCGGUAAUCAGAAUUCUAGGCGGGAAUCCAGGAAAGGUAGCACCCACCAACCCAACCCAACCCCUGCAACUCUUGAUAGGAACCAACACAUACCUCAUUGGGCGUGGAGAGCAACGCAUCCUAAUAGAUACAGGCGAAGGAAAGCCCACGUGGGGAAAAUGUCUUGAAUCCGUGCUCUCCGAAGAGAAAGCCACAGUUUACCAGGCACUACUUACACAUUGGCACGGUGACCAUGUUAAGGGUGUGAGUGAUUUACUGCGGAUUUGUCCACAGGCACAGGUUUUUAAGAGUCAGAUUCAGCCUGAUGAACAUGAGGGACAGGGACAGAGGGAUAUUCUAGAUGGACAGGUUUUCAAGGUAGAUGGGGUGACGCUUGUAGCUAGUCAUACGCCUGGACAUACGGUUGAUCAUAUGGCUUUUGUGUUUGAGGAGGAGGAUGCGAUUUUUACGGGUGAUAAUGUCCUAGGCCAGGGAACAGCAGUUUUCGAAGAUCUCCCCAUUUACCUAUCCAGUCUUCACCGGAUGCGCGAUCGGGUGACAGGACGCGGAUACCCGGGCCAUGGGGCGGUGAUUGAGAAAGCCAGUGCGCGCAUCAGCGAGUACAUCCAGCACCGACAGCAGCGGGAAGAAGAGGUACUCCGGGUGUUACGGGAUGGAAGGUUAGAUGGGGAAGCAUCGCCCGAGCGUAAAGGAUGGACUCCGCUGGAACUGGUGAAGAAGAUUUAUCGGGAUGUACCUGAGUCGCUCCAUUUACCCGCAUCACAUGGGGUGCUGCAAGUGUUGAUGAAAUUGGAGGGGGAGGGGCAGACGGUCCAUGAGGAGGGGGGGAGUUGGAGAUUAAGCGGGGAGAAGUCGGCGUUGUAG